Molecule: messenger RNA, 1338 nt
Organism: Diaporthe amygdali
Lineage: Eukaryota; Fungi; Ascomycota; Sordariomycetes; Diaporthales; Diaporthaceae
Product: aerobactin siderophore biosynthesis protein iucB
Exons: 1
Coding region: 1-1338 (445 amino acids)
Biological process (GO): siderophore biosynthetic process
Source: RefSeq, a predicted model, not a curated record
AUGGCACGCCUCUCGCUCGCAGACUGGCCCUCGGCCGACCCAGUGAUCCGGCUCCCGCACCCAUAUCUCACUCCAUACUUCAGCACAUCUUCAAGCAAGGCAACGUCAUCAUCCUCGACCAAGCUGUACCAGCUGAGCACACCUGAGCAGCCCGACUCCCAGACCCAGACCCCCCCAGAACCCCUUCACAGCGAGACUCUUCACUUCAGCGAGCCCGAGGACCUCAAGUCUAGCCAACUCCCUCCUCAGUCCAACAACACAGCAUGGGCGCGCGCACGACGGUCGCCGUCGUCCAGCCUCGUCUGGGACGGUGAUGCCGCGCCGACACUGGCCCGGGUGUGGCUCAUUAUCUACGUGCUGUUCACAAUCCGACCAGAUGAGGAAUUCAUCCGCCUCAGCCUGGAGGGUGAGGGCCACGAGGCGCUCGCCAACCAACUGCGCGCCACCAUGCUGGCUGUGAACCACCCGUCUGACAACAGCCAGAAAGUCGGGACAACCGAUGAGUUGGUGCUGCUACGCGCAUCCUUCUGGCAGGGCGCAGGCUCGCCGUUCGGCGCGCGCGGCGCGUGGGUGCCGUCGGACGUGCCCGGGACGGCGUACGCCUCAGCGGCAGUGCCGGCGCUGACAUACGUGAUGACCUCGGACGCAGGCGCGACGCAGGUAUGGCACCCGCGGCGGGCGCCCAAGCCGCGGCCGGGGAGCGUCAUCUACUCGCGGUGGGUGCCGCACCUGCGCGAGAACUUCAGCAUGGUGUCGCUGGACCACACGGACGCGGCGCACGUGGGGCUCUUCCACACGUGGCAGAACGACCCGCGCGUCAGCCAGGGGUGGAACGAGACGGGCACGCUGGACCAGCACCGCGAGUACCUGCGGCGCAUGCACGAGGACCCGCACCAGCUGGCGGUGCUGGCGUUCUUCGACGGCGUGCCGUUCGCCUACUUCGAGAUCUACUGGGCGCGCGAGGACAAGCUCGGCGCCUACUACCCCAGCCGCGACUUCGACCGCGGCCGCCACAGCCUCGUCGGCGACGUGCGCUACCGCGGUGCCCACCGCGUCGGCGCCUGGUGGAGCAGCCUCAUGCAUUACCUGUUCCUCGACGACCCGCGCACGACGCAGGUUGUCGGUGAGCCAAAGUUCACAAACUCGACUGUGCUGGCCUAUGACCUCGUUCACGGCUUCAGCGUUGACAAGUUUGUCGAUCUACCUCACAAGAGAAGCGCCCUGAUGCGCUGCUCCCGCGAGCGAUUCUUCCAGAUCUGCCCGCUGGCCGAGGACGAGCGGGAGAGGAAGCAGAAGGUGGUCGGCGGGACCUCGGUUGGCUUGGUGCCGAAGCUGUGA